Globicephala melas (long-finned pilot whale) is the source of this 3504-nucleotide messenger RNA. RefSeq names its product OFD1 centriole and centriolar satellite protein (gene OFD1). Gene Ontology annotation, cellular component: ciliary basal body; centrosome. Gene Ontology annotation, molecular function: protein binding. Lineage: Eukaryota; Metazoa; Chordata; Mammalia; Artiodactyla; Delphinidae. Gene Ontology annotation, biological process: epithelial cilium movement involved in determination of left/right asymmetry. The record is from RefSeq and is a predicted model, not a curated record.
CAGUCGCAGCGCGGCGGCGCAGCUCCGGGCUUGCGCUGUAAUGCUCCAGAGUAGGGCGGCUGGGCUCGGAGGACCUCGGGGAGGGGUGGACUCAGGUCAGAGCGGUUCGAACUCCGGCUAGUGCCGCGCCUUCUCUGGCCUUCUGUCUCCUGUCUCAGCCUUCCAGGCGCCAGUGAGAGUUCCGCGUGGGCCACAACCACGCCCACCUGUCAGAACCGCGGAGAAAGGAAGUGCGUGUCUCUGCCUGAGUUCUUAGUUCGGAGUUCUGCUUGUUCCUCCCGUUUUUCUGGAACAGCGGCAGGGCUCUCCGGCCAGGGAUUCCCUUAGGCCUGGGCUUGCACCCCGGUCUCGGGGUCCAACUCCGGGCACAGUGGGGAGGGCUCGAGAGGAAGCUGACACCUGAUAUCUCAGUCCACCAUGCUCCCCAAAUCUGACGUGUUGAGUCAAGAUGAACUGCGCAAAAAGCUGUACCAGACGUUUAAGGAUCGGGGUAUACUGGACUCACUGAAGACGCAACUCCGAAACCAGCUAAUUCACGAACUGAUGCACCCUGUACUGAGUGGCGAAGUGCAGUCCCUGUCCAUCUCAGUGGAAGGGAGCUCCCUCUUAAUAGGAGCUUCCAACUCUCUAGUGGCAGAUCACUUACAGAGAUGUGGCUAUGAAUGUUCACUUUCUGUCUUCUUUCCCGAAAGUGGUUUGGCAAAAGAAAAGGUAUUUACUAUGCAGGAUCUAUUACAACUCAUUAAAAUCAACCCUGAAUCCAGUCUCUAUAAAUCACUGAUUUCAGGAUUUGAUAAAGAAAACCAUAAAGGUUUUCUCAUGGAGUUUCUGAAAGAAUUGGCAGAAUAUCAUCAGGCUAAAGAGAGUUGCAGUAUGGGAACUCAGACAAGUUCAACAUUUCCCGUCAAAGACUCCCUUGCUGAGAAGCUUCAGCUUAUUGACGACGAGUUUGCAGGUGCUUACCCUCAGCAUCCAAAGUUAGAAUCUUUAGAAAUCAAGUUAAACGAAUAUAAGAGAGAAAUUGAACAGCAGCUACGGGCAGAAAUGAGUCAAAAGUUGAAGUAUUUUAAAGAUACUGAAAUAGCGAAAAUUAAAACGGAAGAGAAAAGAAAGUGUGAGAAGGAGUUAGCUGAGUUGCGGAAUGGAUUUGAGAGAGCUUGUCAAGCAAAAUCUGAAGCCCUGAUUUCUCAGCAAAAGAUGACCCUUAAGAGAAUUCAAAAGCACCAGGAGGAUGAAACAAAAGAAAUAUAUACUCAAAGGCAGCUUCUCCUAAAAGAUAUGGAUUUUCUGAGAGACAGAGAAGCUGAGCUGAAGCAAAGAAUUGAAGCUUUUGAAUUGGCCCAGAAGCUACAAGAAGAAAAAAACAGAAGCAUGACUGACGGGCUUAGGAGGCGGGAGCUGAAUAUAAAGCGUAUUGAGGAGGCCUAUGACCAAAAGCUCGAGAAUGAACUUCUAAAGUAUCAACUUGAACUGAAGGAGGACUGCAUCGCUAGAACUAAUAGAUUGAUUGAAGAAAAAGCUCUGCAUUUCCAAGAGGAGUUUGCAACUCUUAAUUUUAAAAAGGAAGAACUGGAUCGUUCUGUAAAUCGUGUGAAAGAACUUGAGCUUGAGUUGGAGUCCGUCAGAGCUCAGUGUUUUUCAUUAACAAAGCAAAACCAUAUGCUGAGCAAGAAGGUUAAAGAGAUGAGCAACUAUUCACUACUGAAAGAAGGGAACCUGGAGCUUGAGGCGCAAAAUAAACUACUUAAACGACAACUGGAAGACGUGAAAAGUGAAAACUUGAAUCUCCUAAACCGCAUAGCUCAGCCAUCUCCUAAACUGCUGAUUUUUCAGAAAGAAUUACAGAAAGCAGAAAAUGCUAUCACCUCGGAGCAUAAGGAGUUUGCAACCCAGAAACAAGCUCUGCAACAACAACUACAAAGUGAAAUUGAGCACUGUGCCCAGCUGAAGGCCCGGAUAUUAGAAUACGAUGCUUCUGUCAAGAGGUUAACUGUGCAGGUUACCGAUUUAAAAUUGCAACUGAAACAAACUCAGAUAGCUCUGGAGAAUGAACUGUACCGCAACACGAAGCAGUCUUUGUUACAUCACUCCAUCAGUGGGUUAAUGAGUGGCAAGGAGGGACCUUGUGAUGACGACAUAAGCGGGGAUUUCUUGAAAAAUCCUCUGAGACAAGAUGAACUGAUGGCGGGCCCAGUUAUACCACAGAUCCCCAGUUACCCAAAUGCCAGCACGGAGAGUAGUUCCCCCGAUUCCGACCUUGAGUUUGUAGCCAAUACCAUGGCAAGGGUGAGAGAGCUGGAGCAAGAGGCCGAGCGCUUGGAAAAAGCUUUCCAAAACUACCAUCGAAGGGUCAGUCGGUGCCCCGCCAAGAGCCCAUCGGCAAACAGGAGCCUGCCCACCCUGCAUCUGCUGAGAGCUCUCAAGAACGUCCCUGCAGGUGCUCCUGAGAGGUGUGUGUUUGCAGAGAACAGAGUUGCCUCUCAGCAGCCUCUGUUGAAUGCGCAUAGAGGGGAUGAGAGUGAGGUAUCUGACAUGCCAGGCAGCACAGCCUCAAGGUCACACAAGGAUACGGCCUCCAGACGCCUCUCCUCCACUCCCGUCCCCAAAGCAAGGAGAAGCCUUGAUAGUGAGAUGUACCUGGAAGGUCUGGGCCAGUCCCCGGCCACUGUCCCCUGUCCCGACAGAACGCCACAGCCUUCACCUGCCGAGUCCAGGUACAGCCUCUCUGUGCACUCACUCUCCAGCCCUGCGGAGCCGAAGCCCGGUCUUUAUCAAAGAGAAACAGAACUUCAAGACAAAAGUGAAUUUUCAAAUCUGGACAAGCUAGCUUUUAAGGAUCAUGAGGAAUUUGAACCGUCUUUUGAAUAUGCAGGGAACGUACCAAGGCAGUUUGAGAUGGACGGCCUCCAUCCUGCUGGCAACGUGCCUCAUGUGGACGGUGCUGCAGCCACUGUGCCUGCCAGACGUGUCUCUUAUCAGUACCCAAGUGUAGAUCAGAAACCACUUGGAGAACAGGAGGAAGAAGAAACAAUAUGGGAACAACAAGCAAAGGAACGAAGUCAGGGAGAAGAGCAGAGGCAGAGCAGGUGGCAAGAAGCUCUGGAAAGGGAACGGCAAGAAGUAGAAAAGCUGGAUCAGGAAAGGAGGCUAAUUGAAGAAUCGUUGAAGAUGGAAAUGGAAAAAGAAUUCGAAAUGAGCAUUCAGGAAACGAAAGACAAAUCUAAAUCUGUCUGUAGUGAAAAUCCUUUAGAGAAGUACAUGAAGAUCCUCCAAUGGGGUCAAGACCGGGAUACCACAGAUAAGAGUUCAAAAAAGGUGGUCAUAGAGGACUCACAAGUGGACACACUGCCAUCUAGUGACAAAGAUGAAAGUUUGACAGGCUUUUCUCACGAGGAACCAGAUGACACUUGGUAACCGUGUUCUUGCUGUGCAGCUGCUUACUCAGAUACUGUAACUAAAGGCCUAUGAUUUCUCUGUGAUAAGACGAAAUGCUCAAUAAAAAAU